UGGGAAGCUGCCGGCCGCCGUCGCGAGGAAAUGGGCCCUGGCGGGCGGAGUGGACCGCGGUCGGGCCAGGGGGACGCGGAGGGGGCGGUGUCGGCUUCUACAGCUGCCGCGGCCUCCUGCCGGUACAAGUGCAUCGAAUGCAGCCAGGAGGCCAGGGAGCUGUACCGCGACUAUAACCACGGCGUGCUGAAGCUGUCCAUCUGCACAUCCUGCCAGAAACCUGUAGACAAAUACAUCGAGUAUGAUCCUGUUAUCAUCUUGAUUAAUGCUGUUUUAUGCAAAGCCCAGGCCUACAGGCAUAUUCUUUUCAAUACUAAAAUAAACAUGCAUAGGAAACUCUACAUAUUCUGUUUGCUUUGUGAAGCAUAUCUCAGAUGGUGGCAGCUUCAAGAUUCAAAUCAGAACACCGAUCCUGAUGACUUUAUCCGAUAUGCCAAGGAGUGGGAUUUCUAUAGAAUGUUUGCAAUUGCUUCUCUAGAACAAGCUGCCUUUUUUACCGGCAUUUUUACUUUCCUGUGGGUAGGACGACUCAUGACAGCAAAAAAACAGCCCAGCUUUAUUCUGCUGCUGAAAGCAUUAUUAUUAUCUAGCUAUGGAAAGCUCUUGCUGAUCCCAGCUGUCAUCUGGGAACACGACUACACACCACUGUGCCUCCGACUCAUCAAAGUAUUUGUUCUUACAUCACAUUUUCAGGCAAUUAGAGUGACCCUGAACAUCAACCGAAAGCUCUCCUUUUUGGCCAUCUUGAGUGGCUUACUGCUGGAAAGCACCAUGGUCUACUUCUUCCAGCGGGUGGAAUGGCAUCUUGGAAGUGACUACGCCAGCUAUAAAUACCAAGACUUUUGAAGAAGUACAGAAACGUCUUAGUGUUCUUCUCUUAAUCCUUCUCAGCUUAGAUGUCAUUGUAUAACAGGUGCCCUUACAUAACCACCCCAGCACCUGAUGGCCUUUUAGGUCACCUACGUCUCCCUCAAGGACAACGGAAACUGUCUCCCGGGAUCCUCCACAUCCUCAGUGACAUCAGCAUUGUGAUUUUGUUGCUUCUAGGGCCCUCUUCUCAGUUUUGCUAACACUUGGCAUGCCAGCUCAGUCCUGUGAGAGCUCAGACUCUGGAAUCUCACCCACUGAUGGUUGCCUCCUACCCUUUCCCACCACCCUACCGCCUCUCUUCUGCCCUCCCUGCCUUGUUGAGCUUUAGUCUCUUGACCUCCAGCUUCUACUCUGACCAGCCUCAUUUCUUUCGACCACACGUGCAGCCUGGAGGCAGCUGCCGAGCUGUUCUCUGUCGGUCCCUUGACCUCCGUCAGCUGCUCCUCUUAUGUCAGACAUGCCUUGCCAGAGCUGUCUGGUGAGUCCCACCAUCCAUCCUGUCCACAGUGUGCAGCGAGUGUCACAUAUGCAGGCUGUCCCGCAUGUCCACAGAGCCUCAGCUGGACCACUGAUUGUCACCGCUAGUGAACUGCCUCAGGUUCUGGAAUCCUGCAGGCCCCUGACCCCCACGUCCGCGCUCACUCCACUGGGAAUGAAGACUGCUAGCUUCCUGGAUCUCUCCUCAGUGCCUCACAGCUCCUUGGCCAUCUCCUCCCCCCAUCCCUUCCGCCCGCCUCAGAAUUCUGCUCAGCUUCCUCUUGGGACUGGUUCCCUUCUGUGGCCUCUGGGCAGGGCCCUGGAGUGGACUCACAAGCUGGCCUGAGGACAGCACAGAGGUGGAGGAAGAUGGCUGCAUCUGUGGCCCACAGAGGGAAAGCUCAGGCAGCUCCUGGUCACCCCUGCUCAUCUGUCAGGGACCCUCACAGAGCUAAAACACCACCCUCCCUCCUGCCACCUCUGCCCCCCUUCACGCUCAGCCACUACCCCGUCCUUUCCAGUCCUUUAGGGGUGUUGCUCCUUAUCCCCUCCUCUGCCAGGGCUCCUUUCCCUCUGGCAACGGUCAGGCUCAGCUCUUUCUUCUGGAGCAACUGGUCUAAGCCUGUUUCUCCACUACCUUUUCUCUUUAUAAAAAUGUGUUCUCCCAUAGUCUCUCGUGUGUCUGUGCUCAUCAAAGCCACAGAGAAGCUAGUCGUUGCCAGUUCUUUCUCGGAGGCACCUCUUUGCUGUGCCAUGGGGGCUGCUGACGCAGUGCCCUCCUGGGACAGGCUGCCUGUGGGUCGUUUUUCUCCACGUCCCCUCUGCACAGAUCAACCCCCCUCCCACCGGCACAGGAGCCUCCUCCAGGCCGAUCGCCAGCUCCUGUCUCUGUGCCCCUUCCCCCCGACUGCCUCAGCCAGGAGGCCAGUGCCCUGCACACACGUCAUCCCUCCUCCCACCCGCACAGGAGCCUCUGCUGACAGCUUUCUCUGGAAAUGUCCCUUUUCCCUCAGACCCCAGCUCACCCCUUAUCUCCUGCCUUAGUUGGUAACCCUUCACUGGCCUUCCAGCCAAGCUGGUGCCAUGGAAAUCUUUACCCAGCAGCACUUCCAGUGUCCAUCCGCGUCUUGCACCAUUCUCACUGUGGACACAGGCGUUUCCAGAGUCUCCUGAGGAAGGUCUUCUGUUUUCUGUAGGAUUCAGUGUGGUCCCCACACCCGGUCCUUAUUUCUCCUCCACGGGCUCUUCCGACGCCCAUUCUCUGCUGCAGUCUCCUCCUCGUCCCAGACGUGUCCUGUUCUCUCCCCAAGCUGAGCAGCCUCUUCUCUUCCUAACCAGACACAGUCACCUCUGCUUCUCCAUGGAGUGAAACUCGGCAAACACUGGAGUCUGCAGUGCUCUCCCACCAUCACCCUCCCACACCCAGGCCUGCGCAGCUGCACGGCACCUGGGACCUUGUCUCGCUCCCACACUGCUGAACCCUGGUCGGAAGGAUGAGGUCAUCAUUUGAGAGCCAUUAUCCCCCUUAAUGUCAUCCCAUGCUUUAUACUUGUCCACAUCUUCUGUUUAAAUUGUGCCUGUGCCUGACUCCCCCAACCUGGUUGGUUCCAGGCAAUACCGUGUAUGCGGUGACUGCAUCUCCCAUCGUACAGGGCUUGACCUCCUCAGCUUUGGUUGAUUGGAUUUUCAGCAGAAAGUGCCAUUCUGAAUGCUUUUAUGACCCACAGUUUUGUUCUGUACUCUGUGGCAUGACCAGCUGCGCUGGAAAGAGAGAAAAGAGAACAUACAAACCAGGCUUCUAAUUCCUGUUGCACGAAAUGAAGCAAAGAUAUGGAUACACUUCCUGGAAAGAAAGCCACAGCUGUGGCACUGGGAACCCCAACCUACAACCUCCCUCACAUAGGGAGCGGCUACACCACACGCACACACCCUCCCACACGCCCAGGGAAGAUUGCUGUAGGGAUUGACAGGCACAGCAAGUGAAGAUGUGCACGUUACAGACAACUUCAGAUGAGCAUUUGCAUUGAAAGAAGAACAUGAAUUUAUGAUUCACACAUCAUGAAAGAUCUGUUUCAUUCCUUUGACGUGUUUAUAUCUUUUCAAUUUAAAUGUUACUGGCUUUAAAUAGCAUAUUUAAAAUAUUUUGUGUUAUACAACAGUAGAAACAUUUUCUUUUAAUAAAGUCAAAAUAGUUUUGUGA
This is a messenger RNA of Manis javanica (Malayan pangolin), 3547 nucleotides long. It is a transcript of the gene ARV1, whose product is annotated as ARV1 homolog, fatty acid homeostasis modulator. Gene Ontology annotation, cellular component: cortical endoplasmic reticulum; Golgi apparatus. Lineage: Eukaryota; Metazoa; Chordata; Mammalia; Pholidota; Manidae. Gene Ontology annotation, biological process: intracellular sterol transport; sterol metabolic process; sphingolipid metabolic process. The record is from RefSeq and is a predicted model, not a curated record.